ACCUGCAUCAACGCUUUCAUAAGAUUUUCAUGUGACACAGUGAUAUAAAUAGAGGCAUUGAAGUGCAGCUUCGCCUCUCUGUUGGGUACUCCUGUAGGCUCAGGACAGCUCCUUUAGUCCUGUAGAGUCAUGCCUUGUCCUGCUCACCCCGGCCAGAUUUACGCAUCACGGUCAAACAACGCAAAUGCUUCCCGGGCCACGGGAACAACAGAUGGGUCAUAUAAGAACCACUUCACCUCCUGUCACCCUCUCUAUCCUUGGCAUCCUAAUGGUACAGUAUAAAGCCUGAAGUUAGGAGCUUUGGCUAGUCAGCUGCUGGUGGGAAAAGAGUGAAGGUGAGAACAAAAGAGUAAAACUCGAAUCAAGUUGAGAACUGGCAACUAUGAAGAGACAAACCCAGGACACCUCAAUAAAACAUCAGGAGAACCUGAAGAGACAAAGAGACGUUCUGACUUUCCGAAUGAAAAAGCUGUCAUCGAAACAAUCAGACUUCAAUUCCAAGACAACCGCUCUUAAAGAGAAGAUUAAAAAGAAAUAUGACGACAUGAAGAGGGUUUUGGAUGAGGAUUUGAGAAUCACACUGAGCCAGCUGGACAUCGAGGCUGAAGCCAUGGAGAGAAAUAUAGAGGACGGCAUUGAGAAGUGCUACCGUCUCACCCAAGAAAUCGAUCAACAGCUGGUUGAACUCUCGACGCAGUUGGAGAAAGAUCAAGAGAAGAUGGCAGAGAUGGAAGAAAGGAUAAAAGAGACCCUGAAUACGACCGAUCCGGAGUUCAUGCAGACGGAUGAGUUUAAGAAUGAACAGCUCCUCAGCUUAACCAUCAACCUGUUGUUAUUCAUACGCUCUCAGGUUCCUGUCACUAAGAAACUCUUCCAAAGCUAUGCCCAAGUCGUCGUUUUGGAUACUGACUCCGCUCACCCGAAACUUGUUAUUUCCCCUGAGGGCGACUCAGUCAGUUACACAGAAACCUGGCAAGAAGUUGCUGAAAACCCUUCUCGCUUUGACACUACCCUUAACGUAAUUAGCCGAAAGGGAUUCAAGGAUGUUCGCAACUACUGGGAGGUACAAGUCGCUGGUAAGACAUACUGGGAGCUGGGACUCACGUACCCCAACAUCCCCAGGAAAGGAAAAGAGGAGGACUGCUGGUUAGGCCGGGGCCCGACGUCCUGGUGUGUUGAGUUUUUCAAUGGUGACUACACAGCCUGGCACGACGGUGUUCCCCAUGAGCUCACCCACGCGAGCGGGAGAACUUUUCAGCGUAUUGGCAUCUUUUCCAGCUCGGAAGGAGGUUUGAUUUGUUUCUUAGGGGCAGACACCAUGACACCCCUUUACAGCUUUUGUGCUGGAACCUUCACGGAUUCCCUCUUCCAAGCUGUCUGUCCUGGUCAUGACAACCAGGGGACGAACCGGAAACCACUGUUGAUUUGUGACUCUUCGAGAUCCGCCCCUAUCUUGUGAUGUACAUCCAGCGAGGGCAAGAGUCAGGAUCGAAUUUGAAGAGGUUGUUGUUAUGGAAGCACAUAUACAUUUCUUAAUUUUGUUUACAUUUCAAGUUUGAUUUGUACUUAUUUCAAGAAAUGAUUUGCUUACACUAAUCUGUGCUGAUUUUACAAUACAUUUUACAACAUACUUUUUCCAUUUAUAGCUAAAUUUAAAUAAAUAAAAAACAUAUGUUUAAUACAAUUUUUGAAAUGAUAAAAUAAGGCUUGCAAAUGAAUUUAUACAGUAUAUGAACUUUAUACAGUAUUGAGUUAACACAAUGUAAACUUUUUCAGCCUAGUUGUGCCAAACAAAUUGCCUAUUGCCAUAUGCUUCAUAAAGUUUUAAUAAUAACAUAUUUAAGCAUAAUCUGUAAAACAAUUUUACAUAAAAAUAAACAUUGUUGUCCAUUUCUAAACAAGGUGGAACAUACACCCUUUAAUAUAGUUCAGGCACUUCAGUAAUAAUUCAUGCAGAAAGAGGAGAGAAGUUUGUCGGUGCUGCAGGUUGGCAGAUCCUAUUGUUUUAUGGAUGAACAUUACAUGAAUGAAAACUAGAGAAACUGUACGGAAAAACAGAAGAACAAAACCAAACUCAGACUUUGCAUUAAGGUUAAAACAGCACAUCUGGUUGACUAGAAUGAAUGGGUGAUAACAGGUCACAAGUAAUACAAUAGCCGCUGUAUUAAAACAUGGUUAAUUUUCGGAAGGGGCCCUGUCUAUGUGAGGCAGUCAUGUAUACGUCAUAUCCUUAUUAGUUGUGUAAUGCUGCGUUCCAGACACCUCGGAUUGAUUGUGGAUAUUUUCCACCUAAAUAACUUCUGAAACAGCGCAAUUUUAAUGUUAUUAAAAAAGUUUAUUGUUCAAAUGUUACUAAUUAUUACUUACUAUUGUGCAUGUAACAAACGAGGUAUGUACGCAAAUGAUUUCAACUAAUAGGACUGGACACUUGUUUAUUUCAACAGAUUUAAAGAUCGAUUAGAUGCGCUUUUUAUGAGCGAACAUUGAAUAUUAUACAGCUCUUAUUUUAGAAGAUACUGUUUGAGCAAUUAACAAGGAAUUAACACAUUCUGGAGAGAUUGUAUAAAAAUAGAUGUUGGACAUGCAAUUUUCAACAAACACAUGGAUAGAGUCUUACACGAUACACUAGUGGAAAAGGCAAAGGUUUUAGAAGUUGUAUAAAAAUAAACCCUAUAAGAAAGAAAAAAAUUGGUAAUGAAAAUAGCAGGCGCCUAUAGACAAAAGUGCUGAACUGCCACAGGUAUACUCAGAGGAUGUAAAGGAAUUGUACACAUAUGCACUUUUCCUGAUUGUAUGUCAAAAUGAAACAAAAGAUUUCAUUUAUGUUGAUAAAGAAAUCGAGAAGCAAAGCUUUUGAAAUUUAAGAACUCUUAAGGUGGACUUUGUAGACAGAAAAGCUAAAAUAGUCACUGAUCCACUUGGAGAAAUUAAAAGCUUUCCUAAAUCAACCUCAAAGAAAUCAUAUAGGGUAAAGUCAUAAAAUACUCAAAGAGGAUAUUACAAUGAGUAAUGGCUCAAACAAAAACCAACACUUUGGAAAGACCUAUUUUCUAAGCUUUGUUUGCUAGAAGAGACUGUUU
This is a messenger RNA of Triplophysa rosa, 3080 nucleotides long. RefSeq names its product probable E3 ubiquitin-protein ligase TRIML1. NCBI's taxonomy places the organism in Eukaryota, Metazoa, Chordata, Actinopteri, Cypriniformes, Nemacheilidae. Gene Ontology annotation, molecular function: protein binding. Bases 383 to 1459 code for a protein of 358 amino acids. The record is from RefSeq and is a predicted model, not a curated record. The transcript is spliced from 6 exons.